UAUCUUCUUUUUUCUCUCGCUUUCCCUCGCUCCCCUCUCCCUCACUUUCUCUGUGCCCCUCGUGCACGCGCGCUCACGCUCAAACACUCGGAGCUGGCGCGCUGAGCAGUGGCGCCCAUCCUCUCCCUCAGUGCGACUCCUCCGAGGGAUCAGGAGUAGACUAAGUCAAACUUCCAGCAGCUUAAGAUUUGUGCGCAAACUCUGAAGGAUCGAAGUAGCCAAGCAGUGAAGAAACAGAAAUGACACAAUGGGAUCUAAUGACGAGAUGGUCAAAAGAAGUCCAACACUAAAAAAACAGGUGUCUAUGAUGAUGUGAUGUGCCAGCUGCUCUGAUUCCUCUAAAAUCAGGAGAACUGAUGCCCAGAUGUUUUGCUCCUCCGUGUGUGGUCCAGUUCAGCGCUGCCUGACUGUUUCAUGGGCCACAAACAGACCCAAACAUCUACGGCUGCCGCUCAACUCGACCCCAACUCACUCUGAGCGCCUCACUCUUCACCCCUCGCCCCUAACCUUGACCCUCAGCCCCUCACUCGCCUUUGGAUCUCUUUUCACAUUCUGACAGCCUCUACUCUCCUGGAGCCCAACAUGGUGCCCUGGCUCUCUUCUCUAAUCUUGGUCAUGAUGUUUCAAGGCGCUUUCCUCACAGAACCUCCUCAAUCACGCCGCGAGAUCCGCAUUGAGGGUGACCUAGUCCUAGGCGGAUUGUUUCCAGUGCAUGAGAAGGGUAGUGGAAUGGAGGAGUGUGGACGUGUGAAUGAAGACAGAGGGAUUCAGAGGCUGGAGGCCAUGCUGUUUGCCAUAGAUAGAAUCAACAAUGACAACAGUUUGCUUCCGGGUGUCUCACUGGGCGUCCACAUCUUAGACACCUGCUCCAGAGAUACGUAUGCACUCGAGCAGGCUCUGGAGUUUGUGAGAGCCUCCCUUACCAAGGUAGAUGACACCGAGUUCAUCUGUCCGGAUGGAUCCUACGCUCUGCAGGACGACAGUCCGCUCGCCAUCGCAGGAGUCAUUGGAGGGUCCUUCAGCAGCGUCUCUAUCCAGGUUGCCAAUCUACUCAGGCUAUUUCAGAUCCCUCAGAUCAGCUAUGCUUCAACAAGUGCAAAGCUCAGCGACAAGACCCGCUACGAUUACUUCGCCCGAACAGUCCCUCCUGACUUCUACCAGGCCAAAGCCAUGGCCGAGAUCCUCCGCUUCUUUAACUGGACGUACGUGUCUACUGUUGCAUCAGAGGGCGAUUACGGUGAAACUGGUAUAGAGGCUUUUGAGCAGGAGGCACGCAUGAGGAACAUCUGUAUCGCCACUUCAGAAAAGGUCGGUCGCUCAAACGCUAAGAAGUCUUACGAGGUUGUGAUCCGUCAGCUCCUUCAGAAGCCAAAUGCCCAUGUGGCCGUCCUUUUCCUUCGUAGCGAUGAUGCCAGAGAGCUUAUUGCAGCUGCAGCUAGACUUAACACCUCCUUCAUUUGGGUGGCCAGUGAUGGCUGGGGUGCACAGGAAAGCAUUGUCAAGGGAAACGAGGUUACCGCCGAAGGAGCUAUCACGCUCGAGCUGGCGGCCAACCCCAUAGCAGAUUUCAACCGCUACUUUCUCAAUUUGAACCCAGUCAAAAACCUCCGGAAUCCAUGGUUCAAGGAAUUCUGGGAGCAGCGCUUUCAGUGCUCUUUAGGACUAGGAGGGCUGGCUCUGAGAGAGACACCUCUCCCGCCAUGUGACGAAGACUUGUCAAUGGACAAAGGCUAUUUCGAACCAGAGUCCAAGAUCAUGUUUGUGGUGAACGCGGUGUACGCCAUGGCUCAUGCCCUCCAUCAUAUGCAACGGAGCCUGUGCUUCAACACCACCAAACUGUGUGACAGCAUGAAGGCCUUGGACGGGCGCAGACUCUACAGGGAUUACAUUCUUAAUGUCAGCUUCACAGCCCCCUUCUCCCCUCAGGGCAGUGAGACAGUUGUGAAGUUUGAUUCCCAGGGGGAUGGCAUGGGCAGAUACAACAUCUUCAGCUACCAGCGUGCCGGCGAGCGUUACGGCUAUGUGCCCGUCGGUGAGUGGGCAGAGAGUCUGAGUCUGAACAGCGAGCUGAUUCGCUGGCCAAGAGAGGUGGCGCCGACCUCGCAGUGCAGUGACCCGUGUGAGCGCAAUGAGAUGAAAAAAAUGCAGGCAGGUGAGUACUGCUGCUGGAUCUGCACAGCAUGUGAGCCUCAUGAAUACCUGGCAGAUGAGUUCACCUGUUCGCCAUGUGCUCCUGGUCAGUGGCCCACUGAGGACCUCACAUCCUGUUAUGACCUUCCUGAGGACUACAUCAUGUGGGAAGAUGCUUGGGCCAUCGGUCCAAUUACCAUCGCCUGUGUAGGGUUUAUGUGCACUGGCCUCGUGUUUUGGGUGUUCAUCAGACAUAACAACACUCCGCUGGUGAAAGCCUCAGGCAGAGAGCUCUGCUACAUUCUCCUCUCUGGAGUUUUUAUGUCCUAUGCCAUGACAUUCCUCUUCCUGGCCAAACCCUCCCCUGCCAUAUGCGCCCUGCGACGCCUCGGCCUUGGCACGUCAUUCGCUGUGUGCUACUCCGCUCUGCUCACCAAAACCAACAGAAUCGCCAGAAUUUUUAAUGGUGUGAAAGACGGUGCGGGUGCUGUGAGACCACGCUUCAUUAGCCCAUUUUCUCAGGUUUUCAUCUGUCUGAGUCUCAUCUCCGUGCAGUUAGUGAUGGUCUCAGUGUGGCUGCUGCUGGAGGUUCCUGGGACUCGUCGCUUCACGUUGCCAGAACGGCGACAGACUGUCAUCCUCAAGUGUAAUGUACGUGACUCCAGCAUGCUGCUGUCACUGGGAUAUGAUGUUCUCCUGGUCGUCUUGUGUACUGUGUAUGCCUUCAAGACCAGGAAGUGCCCUGAGAACUUCAACGAGGCCAAGUUUAUUGGCUUCACCAUGUACACCACUUGUAUAAUUUGGCUGGCCUUUCUUCCCAUCUUCUAUGUUACAUCAAGUGACUACAGGGUUCAGACCACCACCAUGUGCAUCUCCGUCAGUCUGAGCGGUUUUGUGGUCCUAGGCUGCAUGUUUGCUCCCAAGGUCCACAUCAUCAUGUUUCAGCCCCAGAAGAACGUGACAAGCCACAGACUAAACCUCAACCGCUUCAGUGUGAGUGGGGCUGCCACCACAUGUGCAUCUCACGCAUCUGUCAGCUCCCACUUUGUCCCGACGGUGUGCAACGGAAGGGAAGUCGUUGACUCCACCACUUCCUCUCUGUGACGACCCCCAGUCCCCGCACCAAACCCGUUCCUGCGACUGUUAGCUACGUCAGCAACACUACCCCCUCCAGCUUUGGUUUCCCUACUUCACACACACACACACAUGCACACACACACACACUCUAACAAUAAAAUGUGUAUACAAAAACAAGCAAACACCCUCCUCGUGGACUAGAACUGUAUUGUUUUACAAAAUGUAGAAAGUGUGUAACUAUAAUUAAAUUAUUUUCUAGGGAUGUAUAUACAUGGAAUUGACAUUGUUGUAUGUAGAGUAACAAAAGAACAAAAAAAGUUUUUAGGAGGAAAUUUUUGCAGCCUUUGUUUUGGCAGCUUUGUCUUGAUGUAAAUAGAAAGAAGCUGAAACAGAGGGGGGAGUGGGUGGAGGUGGGGGUGGGGUGGACCAUGUCCCUCAGUCUGGAUGCACAUUUGUGGCUCUGCUUGCCCCCACUGCAAUACCUGCGGACUUUUGGAUUCUCAUGCUUUUUUGUAGUUCUCAUCUUGUAUGCAUUUCUAAUGUUUAUCUGUACAUUUGUAUAUGAUACUACUGAUGGUUCAAACAGCACAAUGUUAAAAUUCUUUGUAACACUAAAAUGAAUGUGGACUAAAGCAUAAACUGGAUCAACCGGAAUGACGGGAAGAAAGGAAAACUAUAAGGAAGAAAGAUCGAUCACUCAUUCAUGAAUUUCAGUUGGAGAAUUGAUCUUAUUGCAUCUUAAUAGAUGUGUGUUGUGUUUUAUAACAACCUUUAAAGGCUUUUUUUUUAUUACAGAUGCUCUUUUAUUCUAAUUCUAAUCAUGGAAUCCUUUUAUCUAAAUGGCCAUGACUCCAGAUGUCUGUUCAGCAGAGCAGCACUAUUUCCCUCCCACCCCUAAACUGCUCUGUUUGAAAGACUGCUGUGAUGCACUAAUAAUAAAUAAUAGCUGGACAGAAAGAACAAGAACAAAUCAGUUUCUCACCCGGUAAUUAUGAACUCCAUGCACUCAAAGUGACACUGAUGGAGGAAAGCAAUCUGUUCUGCUGAACACAUGUUGAUUUUUUUCCAACUGCAGGGGAGUGGUAGCUUAGAAUGAAUGCCCCUUAGGUACCAUACGUGGUGAUAUUCAAAUAUGGCUAUGUGCCUUAAUGUAUGUUUGAUAAGUUCAUGUUAGAGAUACGUUUUACAUUAACCAGCUUGAAGCUUUUUUUUUUUGGUGAAUGUAAAAGUGGCCUCGUUGGGAACGCGUUUGCUUCAGGAAAAGAGUUUUAUUUCAUAAGAAACCUUGUUUACCUAAACGUUUGGAGCAGUGACUCUGAUGUCCAUCCAUCUCCCAGAUUUGACACGUUUUUUACACCAUAGCAAAUCCAGGAAAUGAAAGGAAGCACAUAUAUCAGCAGGAGGAAGUCAGCGACUUGUUUGAGUGUGCAGUUUGCAUCCCUGUAUUAAAUGUGUUGAUGUUGGGAAGCACAGUGGAGCAGCUGGCUUUGGCGGUCCCAGAGAAGCUUGGGAGAGAAAGCAGAGUGCACACAGUCAGCUGCUGGCAGAUCCCAGUUAAGAAAACAUGUUGGAGUAUAGAACGUUUAUGCAUAAUAUACAUAAGAACAUCCAUACAUAUGAAGCUGUGGCUAGCGACAUUCCAGACUCAGUCGGAUGUGAUUCUUGAGACGGUGAAGUAGCCGAAAACAGUGAACUAAUUUAACCAAUUUUUACUUUACAUGAGUUAGAUCUCAUGUAACUGUUGUUGAAAAUAGGAUGGUAGUGAUUGAUUACUAAACUAAAUGUUUACAUAUAACAUGCUGUCUAAAAUAAAGUGUGACUGUUAUAUUGAUGUUUUCAUACAAAAUCAGUGACCAGAAUCACGUUGUUUGCUGGCAGUUUUAAAUCUAGGAGUUGGUAUUAAGAUUCCUGAAGAGUGUGUGAGCGUCUUUUGACUGGCCGACACGUUUGCACACAGCUCUAACGCAACAGCCUCCUGCGAUUAUUACACUGAACGACUGAUUCAAAGAGUUUCCGAGGAUGCAUCCGAGAUGAGCCGACCUACAUUGGGGUGUGCACAUUGGGUGCCGGCAGCAGCAGGCGAUAGAGCGAUGAUGGGAUGCUGCUGCUGGAUUACAUAAAGCACUCCCACAGCCCAGAAGUCACAGCACCUCCAUGGAAGUAUCUCAGAGAUUCACAGUCUUUGUUAGGAGAAGGCUUAGCCAUUCACUCAGUGGUCCUGCUCCCACAAGAUACACCCUGCGUGGCAGGUUGCUAUGGACAACCACCAUCCGCUGCUGGAAUUUCUAUUUGUCUGCAUGGCGAGAGUAGAGAGUGGAAGGAGGGGUGAGGAGCGGCAGAGAAAAGAGGAACAGAGAGAGAGGAAGAACUGGUUGAUGGUUCUGAUCCUAAUUGGCAGUGGGUGAUGAGAUUUGGCACCACGAGGCCCUGUACUCGCAGCUUUUUAAUGGCCACACAAAACGAAGCACUUAACCCGCAUUCUCUGUUCAUUUAGUCCGGAGACUAGUCCGAGACAACAGUCUCACACUCUUCUCUGACCCCUCUCUCUUGCUAUCCGCCUCACCCUUUAACCUUUCCCUCACCACCUUUGUGCGCCUCAUCUCCACUCUGUGUGUGAAACUUGUGACAGAGUCGGUCUCAGCCAGGACCACCUAAGCCAGCUCAACAGACUGGUAGCUCACUCUUGAACUGAAGCACUUGGAACCGGGGUGCCCGCUUCAGCACAUGCCAUCAAAGCUGCCUCGGGGGUUCGAAAAGCGAUGAAAGGGAUGUCAGACAAAGGAUUUGGAGACUGAAUGGGAACAUUUAAUUGGAAAGUCAGAUGUGAAGAAAUUAGAUCACUUUAAUAGUCAUUACCUUUCUAAAUCUAUCAGCUGAUACCCAAUAACUUCAUCUGGAAUCUUCUUUAAUUGCUUUUCCUCAUGAAUAUCCAUUUCAAGCGUCCAUCCACUUUGUUCCUCUAUUCAGGCUGUGCCAACUGUCAUGUGUUUUACAAAGAUCUCUGUGCUGUAGCCCCUUCUGUAAAACAGAAUGUGUCCUUGGCCUCUGGGCUUUGAGACGAGGAAAGAUCUCUGCAGAUAAAACUGAAGCAGAGGUUGAUGUGAACUCUGAAACUGGCCAGUCACAAAGAAGCAAUAGCUACCGUGUUUAUGAAAUGUGCAAUAACGAGGCUGUGACAACAUCAUAAUAAAGACCAUGAAGCAAGCA
Nothobranchius furzeri (turquoise killifish) is the source of this 6414-nucleotide messenger RNA. RefSeq names its product glutamate receptor, metabotropic 3 (gene grm3). Gene Ontology annotation, molecular function: group II metabotropic glutamate receptor activity. Gene Ontology annotation, biological process: G protein-coupled glutamate receptor signaling pathway; regulation of synaptic transmission, glutamatergic. The record is from RefSeq and is a predicted model, not a curated record. Lineage: Eukaryota; Metazoa; Chordata; Actinopteri; Cyprinodontiformes; Nothobranchiidae. Gene Ontology annotation, cellular component: plasma membrane.